Messenger RNA from Rosa rugosa (rugosa rose), 1484 nucleotides. RefSeq names its product G-type lectin S-receptor-like serine/threonine-protein kinase RKS1. The transcript is spliced from 2 exons. Gene Ontology annotation, biological process: recognition of pollen. Bases 16 to 1455 code for a protein of 479 amino acids. The record is from RefSeq and is a predicted model, not a curated record. Lineage: Eukaryota; Viridiplantae; Streptophyta; Magnoliopsida; Rosales; Rosaceae.
CUCAGACUAGACAAAAUGACCCUAUUUGGAAAAGUUCAAAGUAGAAGAAUUGCCCAGAAGAUCAACAUAAUGCGACUCAUCUCAUUUAUCACCAGCUCAAGUAUGAAAAUGAGAAAAAAGAUGCCACUGGUUCAUUCCUACAGAAUUGAAAAUGCCGAGAAAAUGGUUUUGAAAGCUCUGCUUCUCUUCCUCCUCUUUCAAUUAUGCACUUCCAGGGACACCAUGAGAGGGAACGAAGAACAAUUGAAGGAUGUUGAUGGUGACUAUUUAGUGUCCAAAGAAAGCAAGUUUGAAUUGGGUUUCUUGAGCCCCGGAAAUUCUAGCAACCGGUAUGUUGGAGUCUGGUAUUCUCAGACUAGAGUAUCUAAUAAAACAGUGGUGUGGGUUGCAAACAGGAACAAUCCUAUCAAUGAUACCUCUGGUGUGCUCACAAUAAACAGGUAUGGAGAACUAGUCCUUUAUGGUCAUAACAUGGAAAGCACUCCUAUUUGGUCUACUAACGUGUCGCGGUCGGUUCAAAAUGUUAACACAAGCACUUCAUCUACACAGCUUUUAGAUACAGGAAAUUUAGUUGUGUUCCAGGAUGAUAAAAAUGAAAUCUUUAUAUGGCAAAGUUUUGAUCAUCCUAUAGAUACUUUAAUUCCAGGUAUGAAAGUUGGGGUGAAUUGGAAAACUGGGCAAGAAUGGGUUUUAACAUCUUGGAAGUCACAAGAUGACCCUGGAACUGGGGACUAUACCUAUAGGCUAAGUUCAGAUCAUAAUGCAUCUCCCCAAUUUUUUUUGUAUAAAGGUUUGAGUAAGUAUUGGCGAAGUGAUCCAGGGCCAGCGCCUACUUUGGUCGCUAAUCAAGAUGAAACUUACUAUUUCAUGAAUGAAACCAAUGCAAUUACAAGAAUAACAGUGACUGAUUCUGCCUUAGAGCACCUUAUAUGGGAUGGUGGUGGCCUUCAAUGGAAGGAAGACUUCUCUGCACCGAAGUCCCGGUGUGACAGGUACGGACAGUGUGGUGCCAACAGCAGAUGUAGCCCUGACAAUGUUAAUCUGUUUGAGUGUGACUGUUUGCCAGGGUAUGUGCCUAAUUCUGUAAGUGAUUGGAAUCAGAAAAAUGGUUCAGGUGGAUGUGUCAGUAAUAGACUUGGUUUGUUGAAGUGUGGAGAUGGAGACGGGUUUAUAAAGGUGGCAAGAGUUAAAUAUCCAGACACAUCGAUAGCAGCAUCGUUAAAAUCAGGUAUGAGUGACAAAGAGUGUGCGCAGGAGUGCCUAAGAAAUUGUUCUUGCACUGCAUAUUUGAGCACUGAAAAUGAAGGGAUUGUUGAUUGCUUGACAUGGUAUGAUGACUUGAUGGACAUUUUAGUGUACACAGAGCUUGGACGAGAUCUCUAUGUUCGUGUGAAUGCAACUGUGUUAGGUACUAAUCUGCUUGCGAUGGAAGAAAAUGCAACUAACAACAUAUAAGUGUUGAAUCUCAAAAUUACUAGUUUUUU